Molecule: messenger RNA, 1765 nt
Organism: Amoebophrya sp. A120
Lineage: Eukaryota; Dinophyceae; Syndiniales; Amoebophryaceae
Source: the annotation of a GenBank genome assembly
UGUGUCUUCUUCUAGCUCAUGACGGCCGUGUGCGCUGGUAUGUAUCCGAGUGCUAGUGAUGCAGCAUGCGACGUUUGUCAGCGAGACAUUGAGACACAACAAGACAAAAUAGAAUGCCCUCGUCCCCCGACACGGCACCGGACUUUUCGUCCCGGGCUCUGCCGCCCGCGGAACCGAGUACCUUGGCUUCCGACAGACGGAAAAAAUGGUGGCUGGGUGUGGCCUACAUCCUGAUUGUUGCGGUCAUUUGGACGGCGGCGAGUGUUUUGAAGCAGUUUAUCUUCCACACCAUGGAGUUUAACCACCCGCUGUUUGUGACCGUGUUCUGCAACGCAUGCUAUGUCGUGCAAUUUUUCUCUGUGUUUGUCGUCACGUGGAGAGGGAAACAGAAAAAAAGUGGACAAGCGGCCCGCAGUGCGGAAAGACGUGGAGAUGACAAGAGCCCUGCUGUUGAUCCGGAGAACCCAGACGAGGAAGCUGACUGGCCAACAGCGCAGUACAACGAGAACGCUCAACAUAGUCCGGGAGGAGCGGUAUCGUCUUCAGAAAUCGGCGUAGCGGUCGAUCAGCCAGCAGUACUACCUCAUCUAGCAGGGAUCACAGUCGCAGACGACAACACAACAACUGCCACAGACGGAACAAGUACAGCAACAAGCACCUUCGAAAGACCACUGAUAGCCAAUCAGGGAACGACAAAUCAUAAUCACGAAACAAACAUAUUAACCGAACAGCGGCCGAGAAUUUGGGACCGACGGCACGCUUUUCUCGCACUGUUGAUCUCCCCGAUCUGGUUCAUCGCGCAGUGGAGCUACGCGCAAGGCCUGAAUUUGACCAGUGUCACCUCCUCGACGGUGAUAUCCACAACGAGUUGCGUGCCGACGUUUUUGCUGUCGCUCUUGUUUCUGCGAGAAAAACAGACCGGGGCGAAGUGGCUCGGCGUCAUUUUCUGCGUUGUGGGAAAUGUGAUUGUCGCACUGUCAUCAUCCGGUGCGCCGGGUGGAGAAGCGAGUACAACAGGAACCACUUCCGGUGAAGCGAACAACAAGCCGACUACCAUGUCAUCUGAUACAACUGCAGCUACCUCUAGUACUUCCAGCAAAGAGGACGAACUCUUUCUCUUCCUACUUUCAUCGUCCCAAACAACUUCCGGUGCUAAAGACGCGACCCUGGUCGGGGACGUUCUGUGCCUCAUCAGCACGGUGUUCUACGCCAGCUACGUGACGAUUAUCAAAAAGCACGUGACGAAACCCCUCUGGCUGUUCGCGUACCUAGGGCUGUACGUGUUCAUUAUCGGGUUCCCCUUGGCUUACGCGUUCGACCCCGAGCCUUUCCACGAAUUAAACUGGACGAUUGUCGGGCUACUACUUCUGAACGGCAUCGGCGACAACGUGUUGGCGCAGUACUUCUGGGCCUACGCCGUGCUGUACAGUUCGCCGACCGUGGCGACCGUCGGACUGUCUUUCACGAUACCGCUUUCCAUGCUGUCCGACUUGUUCUUCAGCAGCGUCGGGGUGAGUAUAUGGCAAGUGCUGGCGGCGAUAAGUGUCACUUUUGGAUUCGUGAUCUUGUCGAUGAACAGUAGCAGCUCUGCGUGAUCGGGAAUUUUCUUCAAAAAACAAAGCCGUUGGUCGCUUUUCAACCGAAAGAACGAGAUUGAUAAAUGAACCGCUUCAUCUCCGAGAGAGCUGCCGACGUCUUGGCACUUUUUUCGCAAGAAUGUUUUUUUGGCCUGUACGACGAACAAACAGCACGAAUUAUGUACGAU